GAAUAAAAAGCUUGUUUUUAAUUUCUGAUUUCCAAUAUUUUUUUUCUUCCAAAUUAUCAAAAGUGAGAAGGUGAUUUAGAGGAAGAAGAAGAAGCAGGGGUUUAGGUCAGUCAUCAGAAGAGAAAAACCAAACUGAAAAAAUGGAAGACGGCGAGAUAGAAGAGGGUUCAAUCACCGCUCCAGAGGAAGACGAACAAAGCUUUUUGCAUUCCUCCGACGAUUCCAAGUCUGAAGAAUCACCCUACGAAACACUUCACAACAGCAAAUCUUCCAUCGAGAAUAUCAUCUCCGAUAUCCUCUCCAUAAAAAAAGAUUCCAAACCCAAACAACUCCUUCGAGAUCUUGUUACUCAAAUGUUCCUUCACUUCAUCACUCUCCGUCAGGCGAAUCGUUCUAUUUUGAUUGAAGAAGACAGAGUGAAAACGGAAACGGAACGCGCGAAAGCACCUGUGGAUUUCACGACGUUGCAGCUUCACAAUUUGGUGUACGAGAAGAGUCACUACCUUAAAGCGAUUAAGGCUUGCAAAGAUUUCAAGUCAAAAUAUCCUGAUAUUGAACUUGUACCCGAGGAAGAAUUUUUCCGCGACGCUCCCAAAGAUAUCAAGGAUUCCGUUUUGUCGAAGGACAGUGCUCAUAAUCUGAUGCUUAAGAGGCUCAAUUUUGAACUAUAUCAGCGCAAAGAGCUCUGCAAACAUCAUGCGAAACUGGAACAGCAAAAGAAAAUCCUUUUGGAGACUAUUGCAAACCGAAAGAAGUUUCUGACUAGUCUCCCUUCACAUCUCAAGUCUCUCAAGAAAGCAUCCUUGCCUGUACAAAACCAACUAGGAAUUAUGCAUACAAAGAAACUAAAGCAGCAUCAUUCAGCAGAGUUGCUUCCACCAGCUCUUUAUGUGAUUUACUCACAACUAUUGGCUCAAAAGGAGGCCUUUGUAGAACCCAUUGAUCUGGAGAUUGUAGGAAGCCUGAAAGAUGCCCAAGCUUUUGCUCGUAAUCAAGCUCACAAGGACACUGGCAUUUCCACUGUCAUGGAGAGUUCCAAAGUGGAAGAUGAUAUUCCUGAUGAUGAAGAAGAUGGUCAAAGACGUAGAAAAAGGCCAAGGAGGGUGCAAGUCAAGGAGAGCCCUGACCAAGGGGGUAUAUUUCAAAGUCACCCACUUAAAAUCACGGUCCAUGUGUAUGAAGAUGAGGCUUCCAAUCCUAAGCCUGCAAAACUUAUUACUCUAAGGUUUGAGUACAUGGUGAAGUUGAAUGUUGUAUGUGUUGGAAUAGAAGGAUCUAAUGAUGGUCUUGACAAUGACAUCUUAUGCAAUUUAUUCCCCAAUGAUACAGGACUCGAGCUUCCUCACCAGUCAGCUAAACUCUUUGUUCAAGAUGCUAUAGAAUUUAACACUCAAAGAACUUCACGUCCUUACAAAUGGGCUCAGCAUCUGGCAGGAAUUGAUUUCUUGCCUGAGGUGUCUCCAUUGCUUCCCACUGACAAUAGUGAAGCAGCCAAGAAUGAAGAUGUUAUAUCUGGUUUCUCAUUAUAUCGCCAACAGAACCGAGUACAGACAGUUCUGCAGAGGAUUCGCUCAAGGAGAAAAGCUCAGUUGGCUCUUCUGGAACAGCUAGAAUCUCUUACAAAGCUUGAGUGGCCUAUUUUGUCUUGCAAAAGUGUUCCAUGGGCUUUGCACACUCCUUUGUGCAAAUUGGAUGGCUGGUCACCGAUAAGAGCCCUACCUGUACCUAGUGAAGCUUCACCUCCGGCUAUCAUAGAUAAAGAGGAGCAUGUUCAGGAAUCAAUGGAUGUUGAUGUAAUGGAAAACUCUGGUGCCACAAAAGAAGAACUGGAUAGUAUGACAGAAGAUGGGGAGCUUCCAACUUUACUUCCAAAGAAGACCAAGUUUGACCACUCCAAGCAAGCUAGCUUAAUUUCAAAAAGUAUCAUUCCUUCACUUAAUAAAGUUAGGUCACAGAGUUUCAAAAAAGCUGAUGAUAGUUCUGACUUCUUGUUGGAUACUGAUAGCGAUUUUGAUGAGCCUUCCCAAAUUGAAAGUGACCGUGAAAAUAUUGUAUCUGAUUACUGUGCCAGAAAUUCUCUUUCGUGGAAAGAUUCUGGUGUGAAGGAAUUCUUCUUUGUUCUUAGCAGAAAAACAAAUGCAGAUGAGAAGACCGUGAGUUUAGAAGCCAAGAUCAAGAUCAGUAUGGAAUAUCCUCUAAGGCCUCCGCUUUUUGCAUUGAGUCUUAGAUGUACACCUUUUGAGGGGAACCAUUUGGAGAAUAAUGGAUUGGAGUGGUACAAUGAACUUCGCGCAAUAGAAGCGGAGGUCAACUUACACGUGCUAAAGACACUACCUGUCAUUGAACAGAAUUAUGUAUUGGCUCAUCAAGUGAAUUGUCUUGCCAUGUUGUUUGACUAUUAUUUAGAUGAUGCCGGGUCAUCAUCUGAAAGGACAAAUAGCUCUUCUUUGGUUGAUGUUGGCUUAUGCCCGCCUAUUAGUGGCAGGUUUCUGGGCAGAUCUUUUAGAGGAAGGGAUCACCGGAAGAUGAUCUCCUGGAAAGACAUGAAAUUUACAUCCAGCUGACCCUAGUAGCAGCUAUUUCAGAGUAAAAGACUGCGAUACUGAUUUUCUGCGAGAAGACAUUGAAUUCUCUUUGAAUUUCCCCUGGGAGUAAUGUUCAGCUCUGGACAGCACACAUAAAUUAUAUUUUGCUUAUAUUGACUAUUGUAAGGAUAGCGAAAUUAUACUUCCAUAGUGUUCAUUAGCCUACCAUCAUUCCUUGACUUCCCAGCUGAAAAAACUGGUUGAGACACCGGUUCAGUUUGAAGAUGUUUUUUCAGCCAUUGAUUAUUUCUUACUCGAAUUCAAUGUUUGGCAAGUGCAGCUGCACGGAUUGAAGUAUAUGAGUGGGUGGAAUUUCUAUUGACUCUACUGGGAUGAGAAAUUGAGAAUAACUGAUUAGCGGGUGUAGUAAUUUAUUUAUAGGUUGAAUUGUGUCCCAGUCAUUGGAUUUUACUGCAAUACAUUUUUCUAGGUACUGGUAUUCCGUUGUAGUUUUUCAUCACAAGAGCCCGUGAUUGUGGUUAAUGGCGCAAGGGGAUUCCUCUAGAGUGCAUGCUCGCUAAAUUUGCCAUUAAGCAUUUAUAUUGUGUAACCUGUAAAAGUUUAGCCACAUAACUCAAUUGAAUCGGACAACUGUGCUGGGAUGUAAUGUGGAACUUUUAUUUUUUUAAAUUUCGAUUGUAGAUUUUUCUUGGAUACCCCAGUCCGCAGGUUUGCAUUUCGAUCUCGUGGAUGUGUGUGUGGUUUACAUAGUUAGUAUUAGGUGAUCCAAUUAGAGCAUAUGCAAUCCAAUUUGGUGAUCCAA
Messenger RNA from Cicer arietinum (chickpea), 3348 nucleotides. Its product is annotated as THO complex subunit 5A. Lineage: Eukaryota; Viridiplantae; Streptophyta; Magnoliopsida; Fabales; Fabaceae. Gene Ontology annotation, biological process: mRNA export from nucleus. Gene Ontology annotation, cellular component: THO complex part of transcription export complex. The record is from RefSeq and is a predicted model, not a curated record. Gene Ontology annotation, molecular function: mRNA binding.